AUGUCUUCGAUAUCACCAAUCUCGCUCAUUGUUUCCAUAACCUUCUUCUUCUCUCUUCUUCUUUGUUCCUCCUCGGCCCAAACCGUCGUCAAAGCUUCGUACUGGUUUCCAGAGAGUGAAUUUCCGGUCACCGACAUUAACUCAACUCUCUUCACUCACCUCUUCUGCGCAUUCGCUGAUCUCAACUCUCAAACCAAUCAAGUCACUAUCUCUUCCACUAACCAACCCAAAUUCUCCACAUUUACGCAGACCGUCCAACGGAAAAACCCUUCCGUGAAAACCCUUUUGUCUAUCGGCGGUGGAAUCGCUAACAAAACCGCGUUUGCUUCCAUGGCAAGUAACCCCACUUCUCGAAAAUCAUUCAUUGAUUCUUCGAUUAGACUCGCUAGAUCCAAUGGAUUCCAUGGUCUCGAUCUAGAUUGGGAGUACCAGAGCAGUGCGACUGAGAUGAGAAAUUUUGGAACGCUACUUAGUGAUUGGCGAUCAGCGGUUGUAGCAGAGGCAAAUAGCACUGGUAUGCCGCGUUUGCUUUUGGCGGCUGCAGUUUUCUACUCCAACAAUUACUAUUCGGUACUGUAUCCGGUUCUAGCCGUUGCCGCUAGCUUGGAUUGGAUUAAUCUUAUGGCCUAUGAUUUCUAUGGACCGGGCUGGUCUAGAGUGACCGGUCCACCAGCCGCUCUGUAUGAUCCUUCAAACGCAGGUAACUACAAUAAGCGAACGAAACCAAAUAAACUGGCUCACAGCUAUUACGCGGCAACAACAGGGGCGGCGAUAUCACCCGACGGUUCGAUUGGAUACGGUCAGAUAAGGAAGUUCAUAGUGGAUAACGGAGCAACAACGGUUUAUAAUUCCACGGUGGUCGGAGAUUACUGUUACGCCGGAACUACUUGGAUAGGGUACGACGAUAAUCAGAGCAUCGUGACGAAAGUGAGAUAUGCUAAGCAGAGAGGUUUGCUUGGUUACUUCUCGUGGCAUGUUGGUGCUGACGAUAAUUCUGGUCUCUCUCGUGCAGGUUCGUCUUCGUACCACCGUCACAAGCGUGGGAUACUUAGGAGAUGGGAUGAUCGAUUCAAAAUGAGUUUUAAGGUUACCACUCUACGGACAAACUACAAGUCGAGGAGAAAUACAUAG
Messenger RNA from Thlaspi arvense, 1131 nucleotides. Lineage: Eukaryota; Viridiplantae; Streptophyta; Magnoliopsida; Brassicales; Brassicaceae. The record is from the annotation of a GenBank genome assembly.